AUGCCCGAAGCAACGGCCUCCGGUGCCGACACGGGCGGCGCUGCUCGUUCUCGCGAGCACAACCAGGGCAACCAAGGCCGCACCUACACCGUCGAGCAAAAGGCCGCCGUCCUGCGCAUCCGGAAAUGCAAGCCCACCGCCUUUUACGACAUCCUGGGCCUCGAGACCGUCCGCUCCUCGUGCUCCGACUCGGAUAUCAAAAAGGCCUACAGGAAACAGUCGCUGCUGACGCACCCCGACAAGAAUGGCCACGAGCACGCCGACGAGGCCUUCAAGAUGGUCAGCCGCGCCUUUGGCAUCUUGGGCGACAAGGAGAAGCGAGAAAAGUUCGACAAGUUCGGCACAGACCCCGACAGCCGGUUCGAGAGCGCCAGGCAGCAGAAUCCCUUCUCGGGCUUUGGGUCACGGCAGGCCGCGGCGGCGGGAGGCGGCGGCUGGGGGGAGGAUGAGAUGACGCCCGAGGAGAUGUUUGCGCGUUUCUUUGGCGGCGGCGGUGGUCCCUUUGGCGGAGGCUUUGGAGGUCCCCAGUUCGUCUUCAACUUUGGCGGCGGUCCCGGCAUUCGAGUACACCAAUUUGGCGGCGGCAUGCCCCGAGCAAGACCGCGAGAGGCCCAGGGCGGCGCUCCUCAACAAGAACAAUUCGGACUCCAGACGCUGCUGGGUCUCCUCCCCAUCCUCCUCUUCUUCAUUAUCCCUCUCGUCACCUCCAUCUUCUCCGGUGGCUCCUCCACACCCGCCACUCCGCGCAUGGUUUUCGACGACCCCAAGGCGCCCUUCACCGAGGGCCGCACAACACCAAACCUCAACGUCAAAUACUUUGUCAUACCGUCCGACGUCGCCUCAUAUAGCAAGUCCAAGUUGACCCAGCUGGACCGUACGGCCGAAAUCAACCUUGUGCGGCAACUGCGGUACGAGUGUGAAAACGAAGCCAUGCACAAGAGACAAUUGAGGGAGAAUGCCAUGGGGUGGUUCUACCAGGAUCCGGAGAAGAUGGCCGCUGCGGAUGCAUACAAGAUGCCCGCGUGCCAAAGGCUAGAGACGCUUGGCGUGGGCCGGUCAUAG
Trichoderma aggressivum f. europaeum is the source of this 1062-nucleotide messenger RNA. RefSeq lists its product as uncharacterized. Gene Ontology annotation, cellular component: endoplasmic reticulum membrane. The transcript has 2 exons. The coding region runs from base 1 to 1062 and encodes 353 amino acids. NCBI's taxonomy places the organism in Eukaryota, Fungi, Ascomycota, Sordariomycetes, Hypocreales, Hypocreaceae. Gene Ontology annotation, biological process: cellular response to misfolded protein. The record is from RefSeq and is a predicted model, not a curated record. Gene Ontology annotation, molecular function: Hsp70 protein binding.